AUGUCUACCACUACCAAUGACUAUAUCAUUAUUGGUGGUGGCCUUGCCGGCUCAGCCCUCGCAGGCCGUUUAGCCGAGUUACAACCUGAACGCUCAAUUCUUCUGCUUGAAGCUGGUGCUGAUGUAACCGGUCAUCCCCUCACCGGCUCGCCGCUGGCUUGCUUUGCUGCUCACGGCUCCCCUUUGGACUGGGCAUAUACAACUGUGCCCCAAAAACAUCUAGACAGUCGUUCAUGCUAUAAUGCUGCUGGGAAGGCCUUGAGUGGGAGCACGGCUACCAACUAUGGUACUUGGACACGGGGCAAUGCUAUAGAUUAUGAUCUAUGGGCUCAAAUUGUCAAUGACGAUGCAUGGAGCUACAAGGGUCUGUUACCAUAUUUCAAGCGAACGAAAGCACACUGGGAUCAAAAUGCAGACUCCACUGAGCACGGUACUUCUGGUCCUAUCCACCUUGCGACAGUAGAAUCUAGCAGUGAUGAACGGAUAUACCCGCUAGGUGAACCAUUGCGUGCGGCCUGGUCCAGCCUUGGUAUCGAGACAAUCAAAGAUGGCAAUGCGGGCAGUCCCCAGGGUCUUGCUCCCUUGGCAGAGAAUUUCCGUGAUGCCUAUGGAAUCAAAACCAAACCAAAAGUUACAAUCAAGACUGAAACACUCGUCAAGAGAGUGAUCAUCAGCGAAAAGAACGGAAAAAAGACAGUCACAGGUGCCGAGCUUCCCGAUGGAAUUACCUUCAAUGCGUCCCACGAGGUGAUUGUAUCCUCUGGAGCUUAUAGAACACCCCAGAUCCUCAUGCUGUCAGGAAUCGGACCUACCGAGGAACUUUCAAAGCACGGUAUCCCAGUGGAAGUCGACUCUCCCGAAGUCGGCAAGAACUUCCAUGACCACUUUUCUCUGAACCAGUGGUGGAAGCUCCGACACCCAGAGAGAGGACUCUCUAUCGGGACACCACUCUGGAACAGCCCAGCGUACGGAAUGGGACUGCUCUGCAAUUGGCUUGCGACAGUGCCAGCGCCGCGCGAUGAGCUAGCCCGUGCAUUGCAAAUCGAUGGCGUCAGUGAGGCCGAGAUCGAGACUCACCCGUAUCUGAAGCCUGAGACUUGCCAUAUUGAGACACUUAUCGCGUAUGCACCCGCGGGCGCCCAGGUAGCAGGCGUUGAGGUUCCUAUGGACGGCACCUAUAUUGCCUCGGCUGUGUUAGGAAUCUCCCCCACUUCUCGUGGAAGCAUCACCAUCUCAUCAGCAGACCCCACUGCCGCGCCACUGAUCGAUCCCAACUACUAUGCGACCGAGUUUGAUCGUGCGACUCUGCGAGCUGGUAUUCGCCAGGUUACCAAGCUGCUUCGAGAUGCCUCCGAGGGACAGGAGAUGAUUUUGAAGGAGCUGGCGCGCCCGGGCAUGCCUGCCCUGAGCUCCACAUCCAGCGAUGAGGAGCUGGACAAGGUGAUCAAGGCGUGUGGUGCGACCUUCUACCACCCGGCUGGAUCAGCUGCCAUGGGUAAGGUGGUUGAUACUCAGCUUCGUGUGAAUGGUGUCGAGGGGCUCCGCGUUGUGGACGCUAGUGUGUUGCCGUUGUCUAUCGAGGGCCAUUACCAGGCGGUGUUGUAUGCAGUUGCUGAGAAAGCGGCAGAGUUGAUCGCCAUCUCCCUGAGGCCGUGA
Messenger RNA from Penicillium malachiteum, 1656 nucleotides. RefSeq names its product GMC family oxidoreductase. The record is from RefSeq and is a predicted model, not a curated record. The coding region runs from base 1 to 1656 and encodes 551 amino acids. Lineage: Eukaryota; Fungi; Ascomycota; Eurotiomycetes; Eurotiales; Aspergillaceae. The transcript is spliced from 2 exons. Gene Ontology annotation, molecular function: flavin adenine dinucleotide binding; oxidoreductase activity, acting on CH-OH group of donors.